AUGAAGCGUAAGCAGUUGAUGGAUGACUUUCUUAAGCACAAGAUAUUCAGUCAUUGCCAGGCAUAUGUGUUUGUUAUCGAGUAUCAGAAGCGAGGCCUGCCUCACUCUCAUAUCCUUUUUUGGAUCUCAAAUUUCGACCAUCAUAACCCACGUGUUAUUGAUGACUUUGUCUGUGCAGAACUCCCGGACCCUGAUGAAGAUCCUAUGCUUUUCGAUUUGGUAACGUCUUACAUGAUGCACGGCCCCUGCGGAGACCUUCACCCCAAUGCCGUCUGUAUGGUCGAAAAGAAUGGGCGGAAGGUAUGCUCAAAAGGCUUUCCGAAGCCUUUUACCAAUGAGACAAUUCCACCAGAUAACGCAUACCCCAUUUACCAACGCCGUCAAGGGUUCAGUCACACAGUGAAGCACCCAUUAUAUCGUGAUCAAGAUAUCCAGAUUGGUAACGAAUGGGUGGUUCCUUUUAAUCCAUUCCUUCUCCGCAAAUACCGCGCACAUAUCAAUGUUGAGGUCUGUGCUGGGAUGUUCGCUGUGAAGUACUUGCAUAAGUAUUUACACAAGGGCCCUGAUCGGGCUACUGCGGAAUUGACGCUAAAUGAGGCAAAGGACUUGAUCUCCGGCCGAUACAUUGGAUCAUCUGAGGCUGUCUGGCGUUUACUGGAAUUUGAUAUUGAGUGUAUUAAACCUUCUGUCUUACCUUUGGUUGUCCACCUUGAGGACCGGCAAUCUGUUAUCUUUGAUGAAACCUUAGGUGACAAUGAGCUUGAACAGCUCUUGAAUAGUUCGAAGACCCCAUUGACCGAGUUCUUCCGUUGGUAUAUAGAGAAUCCCGAUUCUCCACGAUAUAUCUACCAAGAAUUCCCACGUCAUUUUGUCUACCGCCAGAAGAAAUGGCACCCUCGACAACCCUCCAGUGAGAUGCAAAUUGGCCGUGUUCAUCCACUACGUCCUAACCUAGGAGAUGUCUAUUUCCUACGCUAUCUCUUGAUGUCUGUGCCAGGACCGUCAGGUUACGAAGACCUUCGUACAUAUAAUGGGGUUAUAUAUCCUACUUUCAAGGAAUCAUGUGAGGCCCGUGGUCUCCUUCGACAAAAUGAUGAGUGGAUUAAAUGUUUCGAAGAUGCCAUUCACUUUCAGACUGGCAGAGUUCUCCGUAUGAUGUUUAUAUCCGCUAUCCUAAAUGCUCCUUUGGAUAGUUCUUUAGCAAGUCAAAUCUGGGAUAAGUUCAAGGAGCAUUUCGGCGAUGAUCUUCCUCCUCGCAUUCGCCGGUUAACCAACCAGUUCGACCCACCUAACGAUAAAUCAAAUGAGGACUUGGCUCUUUGGUAUAUCCAGCAGGAUCUCGCAUUCUCUGAUAAGACGUUAGAGGAAUAUGAUCUCCCUUACCCUAUCAAUGAUUGGGCCUCUAUCCUUACUGUUCAAUAUGAGGAGGUUCAGGAGGAAUUAUCCUACGAUCUGGAUAAGCAACGCAGUGAUUUUGAACAACGAUAUCACCUUAUGACAGAAGGUCAGAAGGCUGCCUUUGAUAGUAUUGUCCGGCAGGUCGAGGGAGACCCAAACAAUGCCCGUUUCUUCCUACAUGGUCCUGGUGGGACAGGGAAAACUUUUAUUUACCACGCGCUAGCUUCGUAUUUCCGAUGGCGCUCCCCUGGUGCUGCGGUACUAUGUGUGGCGUCUACCGGCGUUGCAUCACUACUCCUUGAAGGUGGUCGUACCGCACAUAAACGCUUCCGUGUCCCAGUGCCAUGUGAUGAGGCCAGUACCUGUUCCAUUGCAAAACAUACUGCGGCGGCAAAGUUGAUUUCUCUGACACGAUUGAUCAUCUGGGAUGAAACUCCUAUGACACAUCGGGAUGUUUUUGAUGCGGUGGAUAGGAUGCUUCGUGAUAUUCGCGAAACUGACUACCCUGGGGCAAGCCAGCUACCCUUUGGUGGUAUUCCGACAGUCUUUGGCGGUGACUUCCAACAAACGCUACCAAUUGGUCCUCAGGGUAGUAAUACCCGCGCCUCGAUUGUUCAAUCCACUCUACAGUUUGCCUAUGUCUGGGAUUCUUCAAUCCAAAUUCUCUCAUUGGUUGAAAAUAUGCGCCUUCGCUCAAUAAAUCCUGCCAAUGUCUCCCUCGCCCAAUGGCUUUCCCAGCUUUGUACGGAUGAAGCGAUGGAGGGGUUGAUUCCGAUGACUUGCAUCGGUUAG
This is a messenger RNA of Penicillium digitatum Pd1, 2190 nucleotides long. Lineage: Eukaryota; Fungi; Ascomycota; Eurotiomycetes; Eurotiales; Aspergillaceae. The record is from RefSeq and is a predicted model, not a curated record.